AUGGAAAGUAAUGGAGGAACUAUGGAAGCAAAAAAUAAAAAAUGGCUUAGUACCAAGUACCCACAUAUCGUAUUUGAAGACAAUGAAGUUGGACGAAUGAAGAAAGAGCUGUUUGAAGCUCCAAUGUCUGAAAUAGAUAGAAUAUUGGAAGACUACGGUAUACCUUCACCGUCAGAGUUAGGUAAAGGCGGAUCUUACAUACAAACAACACCUCGGUAUGAAACAAUAGAGAAACGAAGAAAAAACGAUGUCCUGCUUAUUCCUAUAGGAUGUUCUGAGAAUCACGGCGACCAUGCAAACACUGGGCUAGACACAUUUAUGGUCACACAGAUCUGCGAAGCUGUGCGAAGAAAAUCAAUAAAACAAGGUUGCGAAGUCAAUAUCACGCUUCCCCCUCUCAAUUUUGGAGCCCACCCCUAUCAUCAUAUAGGAAUGCCUGGCACAGUAAUUAUCCCAUCCGAAACAGUAAAAGAAAUGCUUAUCUAUACAAUGCUGGGGUUUUGGAACGACGGCUACAGAAAGAUGGUAUUGAUUAAUAAUCAUGGUCAUUUAUGGGUACUAGUAGAUGCUAUUCAAGAAUUUAUGAAGAGAUUUCAACUUCCUGCCAUAGUACAAGUCAUAGACUGGCAUAGAGCAGUGAGGGAAUUCUUUUAUCCUACAGACGAGGAAGACAGCCUGUCUACACACUUUAUACACGCAGCAGAAGCAGAAACUUCUGUAGCAAGAUUGUUGUUUGAUGAGAUGAUCAAUAUGGACUAUGUUAAGGAUGCACAGGGAGAACAAUUCCUUCCUGAAGGACAUUUUGAUUUGUCUGUAGAUCCGUAUAGAAGACCACAUAGAUGGUCGGAAGGAGAGGGUCAUUUUGCAAUAGAACGAUACGCAACACCAGAAGGUGUAGUGGGCACCCCAAGUAAAGGAGAGGCAAGAAAAGCUAAAAGGCCUAUUGCGGCAAUACUGAAGUAUCUUACUAUGACUGUGGAUCAUAUAUUGCAAACAUUUCCUGCAGGUGUAUUACCUGAUAUACAAAAAGUCUCUAAUAGAGACUUAAAAGAAUUAGAAGCAUUUUUGAAGGAGCCGUGGGCUGAAGGGUGGAAAUCUGUAUAUGAACUCCCCCAGGUUGGUCCAUUUCAUAAAAACUAA
Messenger RNA from Ylistrum balloti, 1140 nucleotides. RefSeq names its product 3-dehydro-scyllo-inosose hydrolase-like. Gene Ontology annotation, biological process: riboflavin biosynthetic process. The transcript has a single exon. Gene Ontology annotation, molecular function: hydrolase activity, acting on carbon-nitrogen (but not peptide) bonds, in linear amides. NCBI's taxonomy places the organism in Eukaryota, Metazoa, Mollusca, Bivalvia, Pectinida, Pectinidae. The record is from RefSeq and is a predicted model, not a curated record. Bases 1 to 1140 code for a protein of 379 amino acids.